Clupea harengus (Atlantic herring) is the source of this 1265-nucleotide messenger RNA. It is a transcript of the gene tslig3b, whose product is annotated as tRNA splicing ligase complex subunit 3B. NCBI's taxonomy places the organism in Eukaryota, Metazoa, Chordata, Actinopteri, Clupeiformes, Clupeidae. The record is from RefSeq and is a predicted model, not a curated record. Gene Ontology annotation, cellular component: tRNA-splicing ligase complex.
CUGUUGUACAACGGAUCCUGUCUUGUCGGACACAUGAAAUAUAGCGUGUGUAUGAUAGAACGCGAGGGUUUGUAUUUCUUUGGCAUGGGUACUUCGUAGUUUCCACUGUUUAUAAUGGAGAGCGAUGUAUUAGAUACUCUGGAUCAACUUGGAUAUGAGGGACCCCUUCUUGACGAGAAGGCUUUGUCGACGGCAUCCGAGGAAGGGUUGUCCUCAGCCGAGUAUGUCAACCUGUGUAUCUGGUUGAUGUCCCGACUAAAUCCUACCCUAGAUACAGAUGUAUCCCUAAUAUCACGUGGAGAUGGCUGUCACCUCGAAAUUGGUGCGCUGUUGAAAGAGAUGGCUUGCCCUUACCAUGCCAUUGUCGCUGCAUUGAUGGAAGGGAAGCUUAAUAAGAAGGAUUGCCUAAAGCUCAUACUGUAUUUGGCAUCUGAGCUGCAAGCAGCUCAAAUAGUACACAGCAAACCGGUCAAGUCUAAAGACCAUGAGCUGAAAGACACACCAACUGAGGACAUCCAAGCCAUCUGCAAAACGCUUCACAUUUCACUAGAAAACACAUCUGAAAAUGUCCUUUCCAUAAUAGAUGAAAAGAUAAAGUCUUUACUGAAAGAGGUCCCAAAAGAUCACAUUGGAGAACCAGUGUUCAAACAUUCCCUCAGCAAUGAACAGUGGAUGAAAUUGGAGAAAAUCAACGUGCUUCUUUCCUCUGAGUAUCAGUGUCGUCGGAGAAUGCUGAUCAAACGGCUUGAUGUCACAGUGCAGUCUUUUGGCUGGUCUGACAGAGCAAAGGAAAAAGUUGACUGUAUGGCAAGAGCCUAUCAGCCAAAAAGACACUCUUUACAUCUGAAGUCCUCGGUCAGUCUGGCUCAUCUUCUUGCCGCCAGGGAGGACCUCUGCAAUGUGGUGAAGACCAGCGGUGGCUCGACACGCGACAAUACAUCAUGUGCUGUUAACAAGAUCCUGAUGGGCAGAGUGCCUGAUCGUGGUGGGCGUCCCUAUGAGCUUGACCGCCCGCCGCCUGAGAUGCCUCCCUGGAAGAAGAGGCAGGAUGGGGGAGGUGGGAGAGGCGGUGGCUAUGGAGGAGGGGGUGGUGGAUGGGGCGGCGGCCAUGGUGGGGGUGGAGGAGGAGGAGGAGGAGGAGGAUGGGGUGGAGGAGGUAAGAGGGGGGGUAAAAGUAGUUGGAGCUAUGGGGGAGGUGGAGGAAAGGGUUACCAGGGUAAGGGAGGGUAUUAGUUUUAUAUUUAAGUGCACUAAAAAAAAAAAAA